UUGGCCUUCUCACUCUCUCACUCCCCAAAAAAAAACCACUUUUUUUUUUCUUUCUUAUUUAUAAACAAAAAAAAAAAAAUUUGCUUCAAACUAAUUAUUUGCUAAUUUAUUUGUUGAAAUCGUGCGCUUUGCGAGGGACAUACACUUUUCACUAGAUCCUGUUUUGAGGUGCUAUCAUGGUGAGGAAGAGGAGAACCGGACAACCCGGUGCAGGUGAGAGUUCCGAGGCUCAAGGGAGUGCUGGGCAAGGUGAUGUUGCUCAACAACCAGCACAACAGCUUCAGCAGGGAGGCGGUCAAGGUGCUGGUGCACAGAGACCACCACCACAGCAACAGCCGCCUCAACAGAUGCAACAACAAGGUGGAUACCAAGGACAAGGGCGAGGUGGCCCUGGACGAGGUGGUCCAGGGCCACGGGGUCCUUACCAAGGGCAAGGUGGACCCCCACAAGGAGGAAGAGGUCCAGGCCCACGAGGGCCGCCACGUGGUGGCAUGGCUCCCCAGCAACAGUAUCCAGGUGGACCAAUGGAUCAACCGCCACAAGGGCGUGGGUAUCAGCAACAACAGCAGCCUCCAAGAGGAACUGCACCAUAUCAGCGUGGUGUUGGUUCUGGACCUGUGUACACUGGUGGACCUUCCAUGACACCAACUCCCGAGCUGCACCAAGCAACACAGGCUCCCCAGCAACCUGGGGUCACUAUGCAACCAGCUGCUUAUGGACAACCGCCUGCUGAAGCGUCGUCUUCUGCUGGUUUGCCUACCAAUCAGCCUGUGCAUGAGGCAAUGGAACAGCUUUCUAUCCAUAAAGAGGAGCCUAUUCAAGCUGCACCUGCUUCCAGUAAAUCAUUGAGAUUUCCCUUGCGCCCCGGAAAAGGUAAAUUGGGAACAACGUGCAUUGUCAAAGCCAACCACUUCUUUGCUGAACUGCCUGAUAAGGAUUUGCACCAGUAUGAUGUUACUAUUACUCCCGAGGUGACCUCUCGUGGCGUGAAUCGUGCUGUUAUUGCACAGCUUGUGAAGCUUUACAAGGUCUCACAUCUUGGAAAGCGACUUCCUGCUUAUGAUGGAAGAAAGAGUCUAUAUACGGCUGGGCCUCUCCCUUUUAUUUCAAAGGAUUUCAAAAUUACUCUGCUUGAUGAAGAGGAUGGUUCCGGUGCUCCCAGGAGGGAGAGGGAAUUCAAAGUUGCAAUCAAGCUGGCUUCACGUGCUGACUUGCAUCACUUAGAAAUGUUUCUGAAGGGAAGGCAGGCAGAUGCACCACAAGAAGCUCUUCAGGUGCUGGAUAUUGUUCUUCGGGAGUUGCCUACCAACAAGUACACACCAGUUGGUCGAUCGUUCUAUGACCCUCAUCUGGGCCAAAGGCAACCAUUGGGUGAAGGGCUCGAAAGUUGGCGUGGUUUCUAUCAGAGCAUUCGUCCUACUCAAAUGGGCCUGUCUCUUAAUAUAGAUAUGUCGUCAACUGCCUUCAUUGAGCCACUGCCUGUAAUUGAUUUUGUGACUGAGCUUCUGAAUAGGGAUGUCACAGCUAGACCAUUAUCUGAUUCUGAUCGUGUUAAGAUAAAAAAAGCACUAAGAGGAGUCAAGGUCGAAGUAACACAUCGUGGAAAUAUGCGACGCAAGUAUCGGAUAUCUGGGUUAACAUCUCAAGCAACAAGGGAGCUGAAUUUCCCAGUGGAUGACAGUGGAACGAUGAAAUCUGUAGUUGAGUACUUCCGUGAGACGUAUGGAUUUGUGAUCCAGCACAUACAAUGGCCUUGUCUUCAAGUUGGAAAUACUCAGAGACCUAAUUACUUACCUAUGGAGGUCUGCAAAAUUGUAGAGGGUCAAAGGUAUUCAAAGAGGUUGAAUGAGAGACAAAUUACUGCUCUUCUCAAAGUCACUUGCCAACGUCCCCAGGAUAGGGAGAGAGAUAUUUUAAAGACUGUGGCUCACAAUAAUUAUGCUAAUGAUGAUUAUGCGAAAGAGUUUGGUAUUAAAAUCAGUCCAAAACUUGCCUCUGUUGAAGCCAGGAUCUUGCCGCCGCCAUGGCUCAAGUAUCACGACACUGGCCGUGAAAAGGAUUGUCUCCCUCAAGUAGGUCAAUGGAAUAUGAUGAAUAAGAAAAUGGUCAAUGGGGGUAGAGUGGCCAGCUGGAUCUGCAUAAAUUUUGCCCGCAAUGUGCAAGAUAAUAUGGCUCGCAAUUUCUGUCAUGAACUUGCUCAGAUGUGCAAUAUUUCUGGCAUGGCAUUUAAUCCUGAACCUGUGCUUCCAGCACUUAGUGAUCGUCCUGAUCGGGUUGAGAGAGUGUUGAAAGCUCGUUUUCAUGAAGCUAUGACUAAGCUACAACCUCAGAGAAAGGAGCUUGAUCUACUGAUUGUCAUUCUGCCAGACAACAAUGGAUCUCUUUAUGGUGACCUGAAACGAAUUUGCGAGACUGAUCUUGGGAUUGUCUCCCAAUGCUGUCUAACAAAACAUGUUUUUAAAAUGAGUAAGCAGUACCUAGCAAAUGUAGCCCUAAAGAUAAAUGUGAAGGUUGGUGGAAGGAACACAGUUCUUCGUGAUGCAAUAUCAAGGCGAAUACCUAAUGUCAGUGAUGUUCCAACCAUCAUUUUCGGAGCGGAUGUUACUCAUCCGCAUCCUGGGGAAGAUUCAAGUCCCUCUAUUGCUGCUGUUGUUGCUUCUCAAGAUUGGCCUGAGAUCACAAAAUAUGCUGGCUUGGUUUGUGCACAAGCCCACAGACAAGAACUUAUUCAAGAUCUGUACAAGGAGUGGAAUGAUCCAAAUAAAGGCAAAGUUUCUGGCGGCAUGAUCAAGGAACUCCUCAUAUCUUUCCGCAGAGCUACAGGGCAAAAACCACAACGGAUCAUCUUCUACAGGGAUGGAGUUAGUGAGGGCCAGUUUUAUCAAGUUCUGCUGUAUGAGCUUGAUGCUAUUCGUAAGGCUUGUGCAUCUCUUGAACCAAAUUAUCAGCCUCCAGUAACGUUUGUGGUGGUUCAAAAACGUCAUCACACUAGGCUGUUUGCUAACAACCACCAAGAUCGUAAUUCUACUGACAGGAGUGGAAAUAUACUGCCAGGCACCGUUGUUGAUUCAAAGAUAUGUCAUCCCACUGAAUUUGACUUUUACUUGUGCAGCCAUGCUGGAAUUCAAGGGACAAGCCGUCCAGCUCAUUAUCAUGUAUUAUGGGACGAAAACAAGUUUGAAGCUGAUGCAUUGCAGUCGCUCACAAAUAACUUGUGUUACACUUAUGCUAGGUGCACUCGCUCAGUGUCUAUUGUACCUCCAGCAUACUAUGCCCAUCUGGCUGCUUUCCGUGCACGGUUUUAUAUGGAGCCAGAUACAUCAGACAGUGGGUCAAUGACGAGUGGUGCUGCUGGUCGUGGGAUGGGUGUAAGGAGCACACGUGUGCCAGGGGCAAAUGCUGCUGUUAGACCUCUUCCCGCCCUCAAGGAUAAUGUGAAGCGGGUCAUGUUCUACUGCUAGAGUUGCAUCUCAUCAGUGGCUUGUUUCAUCGUCAUGACGGGCUGAAAAUUUACUGUGUUUUGCUACUUGUGUACUUGAAUAUACAAUACUGUCUCUGGCCUUUACACAUGGCUUGCUUUUGUCUGUUUUUUGACAUCAAACUGUGAUGUUGAUUGCGAUCCUGGUUGGUAUGACGAUUUAAAAUGUGAUUUCUUCUGUUUUUCAUUUA
Erigeron canadensis is the source of this 3669-nucleotide messenger RNA. RefSeq names its product protein argonaute 1-like. Gene Ontology annotation, molecular function: protein binding; RNA binding. The transcript is spliced from 22 exons. Gene Ontology annotation, biological process: regulatory ncRNA-mediated post-transcriptional gene silencing. Gene Ontology annotation, cellular component: cytoplasm. The record is from RefSeq and is a predicted model, not a curated record. NCBI's taxonomy places the organism in Eukaryota, Viridiplantae, Streptophyta, Magnoliopsida, Asterales, Asteraceae. The coding region runs from base 177 to 3461 and encodes 1094 amino acids.